CAGAGUGACCACGCCGUCAGUCCGACACUACCCGACCCAGUUAGUGCGGCUCCGCGCUUGACGGCCUCUUUUGCAGCUGUUGCCGUGAGUGCCGUAAAGCGGACUUGUCGCCGCUGCUGUGGAGGGAGCUGCCAUGAGCUGAGAAGCUUUCCUCUACCAGGCCCUUCCAUCAUGAUUUUCUGCCUCACUUCAAACCCAGAGCCAUGAAGCCAGCUGACCAUUGACUGAGACCUCUUAAACUAAAACAAGAUUAUCUUCCUAUCCAAAAAGAUGAAAACCUGGCUACAUUUGAAAGACAACCAAGUGAACACCACAGACUAAUGAGUAGAAUCAAUAAGAACGUGAUUUUGGCCCUUUUAACAUUGACAAGUUCAGCAUUUCUGCUAUUUCAGUUGUACUACUACAAGCAUUAUUUAUCAGCAAAGAAUGGAAUUGGUUUGUCAAAAUCCAAAGGAAGCAGAAUCGGAUUUGAUAGCACACAAUGGCGUGCAGUUAAAAAAUUUAUUAUGCUAACAUCCAGCCAAAAUGUACCAGUGUUCCUUAUUGAUCCUUUGAUUCUGGAACUGAUUAGUAAAAACUUUGAACAAAUCAAAAAUACUUCUCAUGGCUCCACUUCAGAAUGCAAGUUUUUCUGUGUUCCGAGAGAAUUUACUGCAUUUGCACUACAGUAUCACCUGUGGAAGAAUGAAGAAGGCUGGUUUCGGAUAGCUGAAAAUAUGGGAUUUCAGUGCCUAAAGAUUGAAAGCAAAGAUCCUCGGCUAGAUGGGAUAGACUCACUUUCUGGAACUGAAAUCCCCCUGCACUAUAUCUGCAGAUUGGCCACUCAUGCCAUCCAUUUGGUGGUCUUUCAUGAAAGAAGUGGCAACUACCUCUGGCAUGGCCAUCUACGACUCAAAGGACACAUUGACAAGAAAUUUUUUCCUUUUCGAAAGUUACAGUUUGGUCGUUAUCCUGGUGCUUUUGACAGGCCAGAAUUACAGCAAGUUACUAUUGAUGGACUAGAAGUUCGUAUUCCAAAAGAUCCAGUGCACUUUCUGGAAGAAAUACCACACUCUAGGUUUAUUGAGUGCAGAUAUAAAGAAGCUCGAGCAUUCUUGCAGCAGUACCUUGAUGAUAACACUGUGGAAGCUAUGGUUUUUCGGAAGAGUGCUAAGGAAUUAUUGCAACUAGCAGCCAAAACGUUAAAGAAAUUGGGAGUACGCUUUUGGCUGAGCAGUGGAACUUGCUUAGGAUGGUAUCGGCAGUGCAAUAUUAUUCCUUAUAGCAAAGAUGUUGACCUAGGGAUUUUUAUACAAGAUUACAAAUCUGAUAUUAUUAUAGCAUUUCAGGAUGCAGGACUUCCACUCAAACACAAGUUUGGGAAGGUGGAAGACAGCUUGGAACUCUCCUUCCAGGGAAAAGAUGAUGUAAAACUUGACAUUUUUUUCUUCUAUGAAGAGACUGACCAUAUGUGGAAUGGAGGCACUCAGGCCAAAUCAGGAAAAAAAUUUAAAUACCUGUUUCCCAAGUUUACACUGUGCUGGACUGAAUUUGUAGACAUGAAGGUCAAUGUGCCCUGUGAAACCAUCGAAUACAUUGAAGCCAACUAUGGUAAGACCUGGAAGAUUCCUAUAAAGAUAUGGGACUGGAAGAACUCUCCCCCCAAUGUGCAGUCCAAUGGAAUCUGGCCUAUUUCUGAGUGGGAUGAGGUCAUCCAGUUGUACUGAAAUAAUAAGUUGAAAUAGGAGAAGCUUUUUCUUGAAAAAAAAAUGUUCGUAACUGUUUAAAAGACUACAUGUCUAUUUGUCAAACAUAAGCAGGAUCCAAAGGAAAAACAUGACAAGUUUUAAGACUGAAAGAAUCCUAACCCUUGAGCCAUCUGAUGUAAUUAUCUCAUUCAGCAUUCACUUAGUUUCUGUGUGUCAGAUAAAAUACUAGGUUACAGUGGAGAAGCAGAGACAAAUGAUCAAAUGCCUGCAUUGUUCCUGUCCCUUUGGUAAGCACCCCUGUUUUCCUUUGAUGGAAGUUUUCCACCUUUUGAAGAGCUGAAUUAGAAUAUAAUAUAUCCUAUAAUUUUUUUAAAAUGUUAAGUAAUUCUUGGACUGGAAGAUGAGCUUAUCAGGCAAAGCUAAUGAAUGGUAUAUUCAUGAAAAAGAACAAUGUAUUCCUGUUCUUAGUGUUGAAGCUUGUAUAAUAGUGCUACCUUUAAGAAUGUGGCAUCUGAGUUAAUUUUCAAGUGAUCAGACUUUAGGUAGCAUCAGGAAAAGAUUGUUGCAGACUCAUUUGACAAGCCAUAUGAUGCAAAUUGAUUUAGAGCAUAGGGUAUUAUUCUAUAAGGGAAGGUGGGAGCUCAUUUUGAGUUUUGUCAAGAUAAGUAAAUUUCAUAUAUUUACUAUUUUCAUAUUUGAAGUGAGAAGAAAGCUGAUGCUUUUGUGAUACUUAAAUUUUCAACUAUGGUGAGAAUAUUUUCAUUGACCCUUGAUGCACUUGUUGGUAUAUUAUUCAAGCAAGACCAUGCUACCAGACAUGAUUUUGAAGAGAUGUGAUUUCACAAAACUCACUUUCCUAUUUCACUCUCAACCACUGUCUUAGGUAAGAAUAUGAACUAUUCAUGGACAUCUUCUAUUUUCUCAGUUUAUAACCCUUGCAUUUCCAAAUUAGUGUUGACCCUAAGAUAUUAAUAGAAAUACCUCUAAUUUUUCUAAAUUUACCCUUCAUUGUAUUUAUUCAUCAGUCACAGCUCCUUAUCUUUAAUUUAUACACAAUAAACUAAUUUAAGUGGCAAAAAGCUGUUCUUUUUCCUCUUCUAAAACUGCUUCAGAUCUCCAAAAUGAAAGGUAAAUAAUGAACCUGACAACUAUUCCCCAUCCUGGACUAUACUGUUUAUAAAGCUGUGUCUCUCUCUCUCAUUGUUCAAUCUAUGGAGUAUCUAUGGGGCAAGAACUCAGACUUCCCUGCUUUCUCAAGUACCGUCUACUUUGGAACCCUUCAUUCCCCUGCCCAUUUCAAGAUAUACCCCUGAGUGGGCUGGGAUGACUUCCCUAUCUCUUUACUAGUAGUCGCUUGAAUGAUGUAUUCUCUUGAGUGAUAAAGGGAAAUGCAGGUACAGUGAGCCUCGGGAAAAGAAGCUAAGUCUCAUAUCUUAUCUGUGCUACUUAAAACUGUCUUCUGGGCUGACAUGGUAGACUUUUUUCUGUAACAAGAAUAACAGGUCUUAAUUUGAAAAACAACAUGAAGAUUUUCUUUGAUGGAUGGUAACCAACAUUCUAUCUCUCCUAGGAUGCAUUCUCAAUGUAAAAUCAUUGGGUCUUUUCAUAAAUAAACGGGUUUUCAGGGAUCUUUAUAGAUUACCAGCAGUACCCAAAUGAUAGGUUAUCGUAAUCAUCUUUCUCUUUGUUAGAAAAUCAGCCCAUAGACUAUAAAUCAAGUUUUAAAUAUCCAACUCUAAUUUCAUUUUUCACACCCCAAAACAAUAUAAGAGAUAAUAAUUGUGUUCUUGGGUAAAAUCCACUCUACUUAGAGUGCUGUUUCUUUGUGCUUGGCAUCUGGAACUCCAUAUUCUUCACAUUCCUGCCUAAAUUGGGGUUUCCAAAUGUUUGCCAGGAAAUCCUUCCCAACAAGUUCAUGUUGUUUCUCUUGUAUCUGUCUCAGGAGUAUGAGAUUUGGAAAUGUGAAAAAACAAGAUAUCUUAGUCCAGUUGGUAAAUAUUCCAUAUUCUUCCUUACAUAGAUCAAGGCUGCUGAGAUACCUUGUCUUCCUUCUGGUUUUACAGACGGCUUUAGCUCUUGGGCUCCAUUCUAAUUUGGAGAAAUGAAAGCCUUUCCCCAGAAUAUGAAUAGAGCUAAACUUACCUCUGAUACUGAUUCAGCGUUACUUCAGCCUGUGCUUCUUAACAUUUGAACUUGGCUGAGUGUUCAGAGACCCUGAGUUAAGUGUAUCCCUCAUCAAUAUCUCAUCAGAUCACUUUUCUUUCCUUACUUAAGUAUUCCAGCAGUCAUUUUCCUAAUCUGAUCAUUUUCAGUUCCAGUUUGCCUGGUUUACCCGAAGAAAACCUCUUAUAUUAACUUAUUGGUAUUUAGACACUGUGAAUGUUUCCAGAACGAUCCUGAGAAGCAAGAACAGUCAACUGAGUUGCAAGUUGACAAUCAGUCCACUGAGAAAGCCUUUCAGUCCUUCUCUAAGCUUGAGCAUUUAUCCUUAUCCUCCAUCUACUCCAACAACUGAUUCCUGGCCCCUGGAAUAAAAUAGUAAGUUCCCCAAAUUGAGUAUUCCUAAUAGCUGAGCAGUGAGAAUGCAGGUUUCCCUGAUUCCCUAGCUACAAACCCUGAAAAGUGAACACUAGGUAAUAAAAUACAUGCCAGCAUCCCCCCAAAUAACUUAACAUUUAAGUGAAAAUCAUCCUGCUCUUGAAUCUUUAAAACCAAAAGGAGCUUUAGUGCAAUAUUCAUUGUAACUCUCUUAUUUUAUAACUAGUAAAUAAGAAAUAUUCUGAGCAAGAAACAGCUGAAGCUAAAACACAAGAGUGCCAUGACAUCUAGUCCAGUGUUUCUUUCAUUACUUACAUCCCCAUACAACAUCUUUGACCCUUUCAAAAUGCUUGACAGAGGAGUUACCCAGUGUUCAAUGAUAUAGUUUCAGGGUUUUUUGCCAUUCCCCACUUAAUAUCUUUUUGCUCCGGUUGAAACCCCAAGGUGACAAAGAGGUUAGGGAAGGAAUGUUUCUUUGUUGUCCAAAAUUUUUAGGCUACCUUCUUUAUCUGAAAAAAAAAAAAAAAAAAAAAAAAAAAAAAAAAA
Molecule: messenger RNA, 4772 nt
Organism: Ictidomys tridecemlineatus (thirteen-lined ground squirrel)
Lineage: Eukaryota; Metazoa; Chordata; Mammalia; Rodentia; Sciuridae
Gene: Fktn
Product: fukutin
Cellular component (GO): Golgi membrane
Source: RefSeq, a predicted model, not a curated record